AUGAAGAAAUCCGAAAUGGGAAGGUUUAACAUUUCCCCGGAUGAGGACAGCAGCAGCUACAGUUCCAACAGCGAUUUCAACUACUCCUAUCCCAUCAAGCAAGCUGCGCUGAAAAGCCAUUACGCAGAUGUAGAUCCUGAAAACCAAAACUUUUUACUUGAAUCGAAUCUGGGGAAGAAGAAGUAUGAAACAGACUUUCAUCCAGGUACUACUUCCUUUGGAAUGUCAAUAUUUAAUCUGAGCAAUGCGAUUGUGGGCAGUGGAAUCCUUGGGCUUUCUUAUGCCAUGGCUAAUACUGGAAUUGCUCUUUUUAUAAUUCUCCUGUCAUUUGUGUCCAUAUUUUCUCUUUAUUCUGUCCAUCUCCUUUUGAAGACUGCCAAUGAAGGAGGGUCUUUAUUAUAUGAACAGUUGGGACAGAAGGCAUUUGGAUUGGUUGGAAAGCUGGCAGCCUCUGGAUCAAUCACAAUGCAGAACAUUGGAGCUAUGUCAAGCUACCUCUUCAUAGUGAAAUAUGAGUUACCUUUGGUGAUCCAGGCAUUAAUGAACAUUGAAGAUAAAACUGGGUUGUGGUAUCUGAAUGGUGACUAUUUGGUUCUAUUGGUGUCUUUGGUGCUCAUUCUUCCUCUGUCCCUGCUGAGAAAUCUAGGAUAUCUGGGAUAUACCAGUGGCCUUUCCUUGUUGUGCAUGAUGUUCUUUCUGAUAGUGGUGAUUUGCAAGAAAUUUCAGAUACCUUGCCCAGUAGAAAUUGCUUUGUUAAUUAAUGAAACAAUGAACAACACUUUAAGACAGCCGGCAACUCUUACAACUUUUAGGCCGAGUGGGACACUUAACAUAACUGAGGAAGAUUCUUGCAGACCACAUUACUUUAUCUUCAACUCACAGACUGUAUAUGCCGUGCCGAUUCUGACCUUUUCAUUUGUCUGCCACCCUGCUAUUCUUCCCAUUUACGAAGAGCUGAAAGACCGUAGCCGUAGAAGAAUGAUGAAUGUGUCCAAGAUUUCAUUUUUUGCCAUGUUUCUCAUGUACCUGCUUGCUGCCCUUUUUGGAUACCUGACAUUUUAUGGACACGUUGAGGCAGAAUUGCUUCAUACAUACUCUACUGUCAUGGCCACUGAUAUCCUUCUCCUCAUUGUCCGUUUGGCCGUGUUGGUGGCUGUCACCCUGACAGUACCAGUUGUUAUUUUCCCGAUCCGGAGUUCCAUAACUCAGUUAUUGUGUGCUGGAAAAGAUUUCAGUUGGUGGCGUCAUAGUCUCAUUACAGUGUCUGUCUUGGCAUUCACGAACUUGCUUGUCAUCUUUGUACCGACUAUUAGGGACAUCUUUGGUUUCAUUGGUGCAUCUGCAGCUGCUAUGUUGAUUUUUAUUCUCCCAUCUGCCUUCUAUAUCAAAUUAGUGAAAAAAGAAUCUAUGAAGUCUAUACAGAAGAUUGGGGCUGUGUUCUUCCUGUUAAGCGGCAUAGUGGUGAUGACUGGAAGCAUGACCUUGAUUGUUUUGGAUUGGGUGCACAAUGCCCCUGGGGGUGGCCACUAA
Messenger RNA from Chrysochloris asiatica (Cape golden mole), 1530 nucleotides. It is a transcript of the gene SLC38A2, whose product is annotated as solute carrier family 38, member 2. Gene Ontology annotation, biological process: L-glutamine transport; amino acid transmembrane transport. Gene Ontology annotation, molecular function: L-glutamine transmembrane transporter activity. The transcript is spliced from 15 exons. Bases 1 to 1530 code for a protein of 509 amino acids. The record is from RefSeq and is a predicted model, not a curated record. Lineage: Eukaryota; Metazoa; Chordata; Mammalia; Afrosoricida; Chrysochloridae.